AGCUGCGACUCCGGGAACUUUUUCGCCAAAGCAAACAUCGCGAUUUCGUCACCUCCUCGUUUCCAUACUUCAGAGAUCAAUCGCCCUGAAAAAUCCUGCCUUCAUAACUAAGAAGAUAUGGGGGGCAAGUCUGGAAACAAGGCCGGCUACUUCGACAAGCUGAAGGGCUUGUUGGAGGAGUACCGUUCCAUCUUCAUUGUGUCGGUCGACAAUGUCUCGUCGCAGCAAAUGCACGAGAUUCGCCAGGCCCUCCGCGGCCAGGGCGUUGUCCUGAUGGGCAAAAAUACCAUGGUCCGCCGCGCGCUGAAGACCUUCAUCACCGACACCCCCGAGUACGAGCGCCUGCUGCCCUUCGUCAAGGGCAACGUCGGCUUCGUCUUCACCAACGGUGACCUCAAGGAUAUCCGUGACAAGAUCUUGUCUAACAAGGUCGCCGCCCCCGCCCGUGCCGGUGCCAUUGCCCCGGUCGACGUCUGGGUGCCUGCCGGCAACACCGGCAUGGAACCCGGCAAGACGUCGUUCUUCCAGGCCCUCGGUGUCCCCACCAAGAUCGCUCGUGGUACCAUUGAAAUCACGACCGAUCUCAAGCUCGUCGAGGCCGGCGGCAAGGUCGGCCCCUCCGAGGCGACCCUGCUCAACAUGCUCAACAUCUCCCCCUUCACCUACGGCAUGGGCAUUGCGCAGGUCUACGACCAGGGCAACACCUUCCCCGCGAGCGUUCUCGACAUUGGCGAGGAGCAGCUGCUGAAGGCCUUCUCGUCGGCCGUCACCACCAUCGCCGCCAUUUCGCUGGCCCUCAACUUCCCCACUCUGCCGUCCGUCAUCCACUCCCUCGUCAACAGCUACAAGAAGGUCCUGGCCGUCGCCGUCGAGACCGACUACAGCUGGCCCGAGAUUGAGCAGCUCAAGGACCGCAUCGCCAACCCCGAUGCGUACGCCGCCGCCGCUCCUGCCGCUACCGAGACUGCCGCGGCUACCGAGACCAAGGCUGAGGAGAAGGAGGAAGAGAAGGAGGAGGAGUCUGACGAGGAUGGCGGUUUCGGCGGUCUAUUCGACUAAAUGUAACAGCAUCAUGACGGUGUUUUCGGGCUGGCAAUCUUGGUUUGGGUCUGGCAAAGGUUUCAUGGGUCUCUAUCCACGGCUACAUAGAUCAUUUGCGGCUCAA
Molecule: messenger RNA, 1165 nt
Organism: Canariomyces notabilis
Lineage: Eukaryota; Fungi; Ascomycota; Sordariomycetes; Sordariales; Chaetomiaceae
Exons: 3
Coding region: 118-1059 (313 amino acids)
Biological process (GO): ribosomal large subunit assembly; cytoplasmic translation; ribosome biogenesis
Cellular component (GO): cytosolic large ribosomal subunit
Molecular function (GO): structural constituent of ribosome; large ribosomal subunit rRNA binding
Source: RefSeq, a predicted model, not a curated record